Leucoraja erinaceus (little skate) is the source of this 8604-nucleotide messenger RNA. Its product is annotated as protein phosphatase 1 regulatory subunit 12A-like. Bases 132 to 3518 code for a protein of 1128 amino acids. Gene Ontology annotation, cellular component: cytoplasm. NCBI's taxonomy places the organism in Eukaryota, Metazoa, Chordata, Chondrichthyes, Rajiformes, Rajidae. The record is from RefSeq and is a predicted model, not a curated record. Gene Ontology annotation, biological process: signal transduction. The transcript is spliced from 26 exons. Gene Ontology annotation, molecular function: enzyme inhibitor activity; phosphatase regulator activity; protein kinase binding.
UGGGUGUGUGGGGAUGCUGUAGGUUGGAUAUAUUGGCUGCAAUGUAUACGGAGUGGGUGUAGAUGGCGUAGGGCUGUGCAAGAAAGGUUGGAGUCGGGAUAUCAGGCACUCCCGGUUGAGUUUAGUGGAAGAUGGCGGCUGAGGAUCGGGAGCGGGAUCAGGCCCGCAGUGAUAACGCGAAACAGAAGCGAAAGGAGCAGCUGAAGCGCUGGCUGGGCUCGGAGACCGACCGGGAGCCCGAGCGGCCCCGCACCAAGCAUGUCCGAGUCAAGUUCAACGAGGGAGCAGUCUUCCUGGCAGCCUGUUCGAGCGGGGACCAGGACGAGGUGGAGAAGUUGCUGCAGAACGGAGCUGACAUCAAUUACACCAAUGUGGACGGACUGACCGCCCUUCACCAGGCCUGCAUUGACGAAAACCUGAGCAUGGUUACCUUUCUGCUGGAGCAUGGUGUCGAUGUCAAUCAGCCUGACAAUGAGGGCUGGACAGCACUCCAUGCGGCGGCCUCCUGUGGCUUCAUGGAGAUCACACAGUACCUAAUCAAACAGCGAGCAAGCGUUGCAGCUGUGAACAGUGAGGGCGAGUUGCCAAGUGACAUUGCCCAGGGUGAAGCUAUGGAGAAGAUGCUGAAGGAGGUCAUUAAAAAGCAAGGGGUCGAUGUGGAGGUGGCCAGAAAGGAGGAGGAGCAACGAAUGGUCCAGGAUGCCAGGCAGUGGCUUAAUCGAGGAAAAUCGGAAGAUAUUCGGCACCCAAAAACUGGAGCAAGUGCCCUUCAUGUUGCUGCAGCCAAAGGUUACUUGGAGGUCAUGAAGUUAUUAAUCCAGGCUGGCUUUGAUGUGAACAGUCGAGACAAUGAUGGUUGGACUCCAUUUCAUGCAGCUUCUCACUGGGGCAAAGAAGAAGUCUGCAGAUUGUUGGUGGAGAACUUGUGUAACAUGCAGGCUGUCAAUAAAGUGGGUCAAACCGCAUUCGAUGUUGCAGAUGAAAGGCUCUUGGAUUUGCUGGAGGAGCUACAGACAAAACAGACUGUUUUGAGGAUUGAGAAAGAGAAGCAAGCCAAGAUGGAGGCCUCCCUUAUUGAACUGUCGAAUGCCUCUCAGCAAUUACCACCCAGGAGCAGGAGGACUUCUAUUUCCCGUAUGAGCAGCAAAGAUAAGAUUUCAAUGCAUGACAAGGAGCGCAAGACACUGGAGUCUGUAAUGCUGGAGCACGUUAACGAUGAUGAGGAGGAGAGGAAGAAGUUGAACGGCUCAAGUUCUGAGGAAGAGAUACCUCAUGAAGCUGAAUCCGAGGCUGAGAAGGCCAAAGUCCGUCUAAACGUGAACAACCUCACCAAGCGGAGCAUGACAACUGACUCCAUCCUCUCGUCCACUACUGCAAGUAACAAGAGGUUUUCAGGCUCCCCCGCCAAAACAGCAGCUCUCGAAGAGGAGAAGAGGGAGCAGCAGUCCCCAGCAGCGUGGCGCACUGCCCUACGCAAAACAGGAAGCUACGGAGCCCUCAACAACUUGCAGCCACCACCAGAGGAGCAGAGAGGGAAAGAGACAGGAAUUGUCCGUUCAGCAUCUAGUCCCAAGCUGACUCUGGCUGAAUCCAAGGAGAAGGAGAAAGAACCUCGAUUAGCCCGUGUUCCACCCACUCCAACAAGAAAGCUCUUCACUAUUGGAGAUACCAAUGAGGCCAAAUCCAGUGAUUCUACAGCCCCGUUGGCUCGCAGUGCCUCCUACUCAAGGCAGCGGGAGGAUGACUCUGGCAAUCCAUUGGGCAGCCUGGCGCGGAGUUCAUCCUACACACGACGACCGACAGAUUUGGACAGCAACAAAAGGGAUAAGGACCUCAGCAACACCGUGCCGACUUCCUCUGGCGUCUCCAUCGCGGCAGUCUCUGGUUAUCCAAAGAGUCACUUACACCUGAAAAUGAUAGGCCGCAGUUAUAGUGCACAAGACUUCAGACUUCGUUCCAGACCAAUGUCACCCUCCAGCCAUAAGGUUAUUAACUCUGACACUGCUUCUGCCAGCAUCGCCAAUUUUAUAAGUGCAUCUUAUGCAAGAAGACAGGAGGGUCUUGCCAGUAGCUCUGUCCCAGGACCUGUUACAACGAUGUCUAGCACAGGCUCCUCCUCCAAUCCUCCCAGUAGUUUUCUUCUCGAAUUUACAACGAGGCACUGCAGAAUUAGAAUUGGCCAAACAUCCUUUCUCUUUUCCAUUAGUUCCAUGAUAGCCUUUGAGACCUCAGAGGAGGGCAAUAUAAGGUAUGGACAGACGACAUGUCGGGUUGGGGCUUUCUUCAGACUGACUUCUGCUAUCCUGUACUGUAUAAGGGAACAACUCCCAGAUUUACUUUGUUCCUUCAUAUCCUUCAGUUCCCAGGCUCGAAACCAAGCGGGAAAUGGAGCAGAGAAAGAGAGUACGCAAGGCACUGGUUAUGGCACUGUGAAUCGUGAAAGACGCAGAUCCUACCUCACUCCAGUUCGUGAUGAGGAAGCUGAAGCACAACGGAAGGCGCGUUCACGACACGCCCGCCAGUCUCGCAGGUCCACACAGGGUGUAACACUUACGGACCUCCAAGAGGCUGAGAAAACAAUUGGAGUGCAACGCGAGAAGAAAGCUGCAGAACAGGAGAAAGAGAAAGAGAAAGAGAAAGAAAAAGAAAAAGAAAAAGAGAAAGAAAAAGAAAAAGAAAAGGAAGAGAAAGAAGAAACUAAAGACAUUGCCUCAAAAUACAGAUAUAGCAGGAGCAGUCAGGAUGAGGAGAAGAACUGGCGUUCACGAUUAGCCAACCUACAGAAAGCGGAUCUGUUGGGUCUAACCUCGUAUUCCUCAGAUUCCAAUCGUUCUACUGUCCCCAGCUACACUUGCCACAAUGCCGUGCAGCCACUCGACAACAAAGAAUUGGAGAAAGCUAAAGAAGAGGAGAAGGAAUCAGAUGAUUCUUCUUUCAGAAGGUCUGGUACAAGAGACCGGAGACGGCCGAGGGGGAAGCGAAGAUCAACAGGAGUGCAUUCCCUAUCACAAGAUGAUGAGAAUGACCAAGAUGAGUCAGAUGGUGAGGAUGUGCUGGGAUCACAGAAGAGACAGACCGAUAAUCUGUCAAGUUACAGGGAAGAUAUCUCAGCAAGAAGUCAAGGGAACCAAUCAAACAGAGGAACGAGCUAUUUGGACACAAGCCUGCAUUCUGUACGGGCUAGUCGGCUCGAUAGUGACAGUGACAGACAAGGCUAUAAAAAGUUGUAUGAAGAACUUCAGAAAGAGAAUGUCCAGCUGCAGGACCAACUGCAAGAGAUGCAGAUGAAGAUUUCACACACUAAAUUGGAGUUGGAGAAGGCAACACAGAUGCAAGAAAGAUUUGCAGACAGGACUGCCCAUCUGGAGAUGGAGAAAAAGGAGCGGAAAGCUUUAGAAAGAAGAAUCUCCGAACUUGAGGAAGAACUGAAGGUUUUAACAGAUUUGAGAGCUGACAACCAGAGACUGAAAGAUGAAAAUGGUGCACUGAUUCGUGUCAUCAGCAAACUCUCCAAGUAACUGGUCUUCACUUCAACACUUGCACAAAGCUUUCUGGAGUGAUGGAAUGUACUGCCACUGGUCUCCAUGCCCAGACGCUUGCCUCACCCUCUCUAUAGAGGGAUUGCUAUUCAAGCCACGACUAUUGCUAUUACAGCAGCACUUGGACUGCCAUCCCAGGGUAAUUUGGAAGGGCAUGUUUAUUGAAAUCUGUAUAAAUGAUGCUCGUAACCGGUACCUAUAUAGCCACACCACAGAGGAACAGCAAUUCUGUGAGGAAUAGUUAUAAAUGGGAGCCCACAGUCUUUGAUGAUGACAACUGGCCCAAUCACCACACGGGACCACUCUUCAUUCAUGGGACUUUGAUGACAAAACAGCACUUUGCUUCGUUAUUAAUACAUGACGAGUUGAAGAAAUUGACACAUCAUUGGUCAGAUUGGAAAGAUGGAGUGGAAAGUUGUGCUUGACAGAUUCUUCAUUUUGGGUUGUGUAACAAGGGAAUGGACCAGAAAAAGACACAUGCAUUUGUUUUAAUUAGUCCAUUAUUAUUUUGAUCUUGAAGCUAUGCAAAGCCUCACCAGUUCCUCCAUUGUGCAUGGAACUUACCGUCAAGUUACUGACCUCUGCAGACUGUUUUACAGGAUUGUGACUUAGAAAGUAGUUAAGGCUUCACCCUCUCACCCAAUACUCUGUGCCCCCAAGCAUGAGUCGUACUUACUUUUAUGACCAAACUUGCGAAUAUUUUAACAGGUUCCAAGAUACUGCUGCUUUUAGAAGGGAAGAUACAAGAGGAAAGUACCAAUUAGAAAUGAUUUCCAGCAGGAAUGGAUGGAACCCAGGUAGUGGAUAUAUAUAUAUAUAUAUGCAAGGUGCACUUUAAGAAAUGGCUCUAACAUCCAAGUCAUUGUUAUUUGGGUAUAACUUUGCAGAGGAUUGUACAAGCAACAAUGGAGAGAUCCUGAAUGGUUGGUAGUCACUGGGGGCAGACAGAGCUACUUUUAAUUCCUGAUCUGGCCAAUCUUAGUGGAGGAAAUAAAAUAGGGCAAAAACUACAUGUAAUGUUAGUGUAAAUUUAUCAUAGAAUUGGCACGUCAUUUUUUUUCAGUUGAAAUUUCUCUAAUAUUCUCUGCCUUCCCUUAAGUUCCUGACAUUUCAUUCCCCUCAACUCCAACUAUUUUGACGCACGUCCCUAAAUGUAUUUCUUUUUUUCCCUCUCAUUAGCUCCCCUAUUGCCAAAUAAAAACCAAAGUAUGUGUGUUUACGUUGAGGCAAUAUAGUUAACAGAUCUCCAUAUUACGCAGCUUACCGUACUGGCUCGGAUAUAAAAGCCCUAAACAAAACUAACUGUGCAACAUGGUUUUUUGAUUUGUUAUGACUCAGAGAAAGAAAGAUUUAUAUUUUUGUGGCAUUUUGGAAAUAUCCCUGAUCACAAUGGUUAUUGUUAAAGUCAUAGUAAACUUAGUGAAUCAACAAUAUGCUUUGAGUAAUGGCUGAAGAGAGAAUAUAGACUGGGGCACCUGGGAAACACAGUUCCUCUCCAUGGAAACUAAGUUUCCACAAAAUCCACUGGAAUCAGCAAGUGGGUAUGGAACCACUUCCUCUUUUACCAGGGGCUUCAUCCAACAGUCUCUGAAUGCUGCAGUUUCAGUCUUCAGUGUAGAUCCAGCUCAUUAAAUGGAACUUGAACCAAAAUAAGUGUAGGAAGAAACUGCAGAUGCUGGUGUAUACCAAAGAUCAGCACAAAAUGUUGGAGUAACUCAGCAGGUCAGGCAGCAUCUCUUGUAUGAAGACGAAGGAAUAGAUGACGUGAAGAGGGUCUUGACCCGAAACAGAAACUGCCUGACUUUCCGAGUUACUCCAGCAUUUUGUGUCUAUUUUGAACAAAAAGCUGUAGCAAGAGUGGUACUCUAAUUUGAGAAAAACCAACAAGAAAUAUUAAUUUUGCUGUUCAUUCUUUCCUUUUUGUAUGGAAGACUUUAAUGGCCAAUUUUCCAAAACAUUGUGAAGGUGGUGGUUCCUUCAAUACUACCAUAGACUACAUCUUGCGUGUACUUAAGCAAUGCAGUGACUUGACCAAAACGAUUGCAAAUGCCCGGGCCAGCUCUACCCAGAUCAAAAGUUACAUUAUUUACGAAAACAUUAUCAAACUGCAGGAUCGGAUGCAUUAAUCACUAAAAAUUAAAUGGUUGAAUGGCCAUGAUGGCAGUGAACGCUAUUGCAGGGCCUUUUGAUAAAGGUGGUCAUGCCUCAUUGUUUCAGCAAGUUUUUAAUUUGCAGUCAUUGUCGUGACUUUCCCACAUCGCUAGUAAUAAUUAUCUGAGUAAAUGCCAUAUAUUCCACUGAAAACGCUCUUACUGCAAGCAAAUUGUUAACCAUUGAACCAAAGUAUGAAAUUCAAUAACACAAGAAUUCCCUUGCACUGCUGUAGAUUUAUCUCCUUUGGUAAGUUCCCAUAGGAAGUUAAAGUGACCUUUAUGCCUCUGAGGGUCAGAUUUGAGAUGUGGUAUAUCACGAGGACUGGAUAAUGCACUACCCAAGUGUCCCACUGGUCUACACUGCCCUAAGAUUUUGGAACGCUGUUGAGGUUUUCUAUAAUAUGCUCUAAUCCCCGACUCGUGCUUUGGCUGCUGUCUUUUCACUGCAGGUCGGAAAAUUCACCUUCCUUUCCCACGGUUCAAAAGUCUGCAAGGAGAUCGAGGUCUAUUUGGCUGAAAGGUCCCGUCAUUCUGAUAGUGUUUACGUUCAGGGAAUAUUGUUAAUUAGCUCACCGUUUGCUAAAUGCAGCAUGUGAUUUUCUACCAAUUAUUUUUUUACAUAGAUUGAGAUCGACAGGAGAUGAAACAGCCAGAUGCUGUUAGCAGUUCUAUUACAGAGAUAGGUGAAUCAGUAAGAGGUAUGAUAAUCAUUGUGUAACUCAUUUAAAGGGUAUAAAGAGGAAAUAAAUCACAAUCAUGAGGCAAGGAAGUUUGCCAAGAGUGGCUAACUUCCAGUUGGCUUAAAGUAAGCGGGUUAUAUUAUCUAUGAUUUUGCUAUUUUUGUACUGAUGGAAGGCAAAUUGUUUUUAUGUACUAGUUCAAUAUAGACUGAAACUACAUACAGUGGCACUGCUAUGGAGUAAGUAAUGUCAGUAGGUGGAGGAGAGAAUUGCCAAAAGAAUGGAUGAAAAUGUUUCCCUUGUCUUACCUGGGUGGACCAUUUGUGCAGAGAUCUAUUCUUAUACACUAAUAGCCAUUUGUCUCUUGAAAUCCAAAAUUCAGAAUAGAUCAGCACAUUUGGAAAAGCUGAGGAGGAAUGGGUUCAGGGCUUCCUUUAUUCUAUGUGUAUCGGGUUGGUGAACACUACACAUACCGCAUCACUUGUGCAAUAAAGCUGAGUUUAUCUUAUAUGCAAUAAUGUAUGUUACUUUUCUAUAGGCUUGCCUGCAAAUUGCACAAAUUCGUAUUGUAUAAAAGCCACAGAUGUGUUUGAAACCAGUUCUAUAUAUUUCACCUGCCUUUCAAAUGUAAACUAUAUAUUCUUGUACAUUUUUAUGUUAAUAUUUAAAAGAAAAUUGUGUCAGACUAAUUCACAUCAACCAAUGGUUGGAAGUCAAUUUGUUGUUGAUAAAAAUGAAGAGACAAGCUUCGUUUGUGAAGUAUCGUAGUGACUUUCCAUUGCAAGCUACAUGGCUCUCAGACUGUCCCUUCACCAUCAAACUUCACCCUUCACAUUUAUACUUGAGCUUUACUCAGGUUACUGAAUUCCCACCAAGAGUCCUCAUUCUCACGCAGAAUUCACUCUCAGGCAUUAUUCUCCCACUUAGUUCAAGGUUUGAAAAAUAAAACAAUUCCCCCUCUGCCUCCCCCUCCCUCACCACUUGCUGAGAUAAAGCUUCUUCACAAUCUGGCUCAACCUGUUGGUUUGGUAGAAAACGUCCAUUGGGCCCUACUCCCUAUAGGUUGGUAAAUGGGGGAUGCAAUAUCUCAAUUGGGCACUCAAAUACUCUGAGGAAGUACCAUGACCAUAAAAGCAAAUGUUUCAAAAUAUUGCACUUAUACUUGAUACACCAGAGCCAUGAGCCAGACUACCCUUCUGCCUUUUACACUAAAACUAAAUCAAACCCAGGCAGAGGAUAUGGAGGUUCUCUCUUUAAUAGGAUUUGAGAGUCUCACCACUAUCUAUUAAGUUUUGGCACCUUAUUUUGAAACCUGUUGGACAAGUGAAAAUGUAUCUAUUGGAAUUUCGUUUUCAGUAAAUAUAUAAAAUUUGGAAUUUGUUUCUGGUGCUAUUUGGGCAUUGCCACUUCAAGAUGGCUCGGGUGGAAAAUGGAACUCCCCAAGCCAUUUAUGCGAGAGCCGAACAGGGCACUUUUAAAAAGCUAUUAAGAUUUUGUUGAGUUAACCUAUGCUGCAUUUGAUCUGGGAAUACAUGAUACUGAUAGUAGGUGUAAAAGUGAAAAUAUAUGCCAACCCCUGCACUGACAUCCCUCACGUUGAUGAGCACAAUAAUGCACCAAAAAUAAAAAGAUAUAUUUUACAAAAAAAAAUGCUGACCUGAUGUAGCUACUUCUUUUGCUGCUUCCAAAUUUUAUGUUAUGUUUACGCUUUGUGUAAAGCUAUUUUUCUCCAAAAAGAUGUAUGCAUGGAAUUUAUUUCAAUGAGGGAACUCUGAGAAUUCUAUGCUGUACAGAGGAACAUCAAAAAGGUACGAAAUAUAUUAAUAUGGGGCCAAUUUAACCAGAGUCCCACGAAUCAUUGGUGGUCCAACAUUGGUCCACAAGUUACAGUGGUCCAUUUGUCAAUCACGUUCAAUUUCUUCUGUGACCUCGCCCUUCCUAUCUUUUAUGCUGCCUGACCUGCCUAGUUACUCCUCACACGUUUGAGAUUUUAGAGGGAACCAUGCUGACCAAGAUGCCCCAUCCAAAAUAGUCCCAUUUGCCUGCAUUUAGUCCAUGUCCCUCUAAACCUUUCCUAUCCAUAUACCUGUCCAAGUGUCUUUCAAAUGUUGCUAUUGUACCUGCCUCAACUACUUCUCUGGCAGUUCAUUUCAUAUACCCACUGUCUUCUGAGUGAAGAUAUUGCCCCUCGGGUUAAUAUUAAAUUAUUCGCCUCUCACCUUAAACCUAUGU